This is a messenger RNA of Benincasa hispida (wax gourd), 813 nucleotides long. Its product is annotated as Nucleic acid-binding, OB-fold-like protein. Gene Ontology annotation, biological process: DNA replication; DNA repair; DNA recombination. Gene Ontology annotation, molecular function: DNA binding. The record is from RefSeq and is a predicted model, not a curated record. Gene Ontology annotation, cellular component: nucleus. NCBI's taxonomy places the organism in Eukaryota, Viridiplantae, Streptophyta, Magnoliopsida, Cucurbitales, Cucurbitaceae.
AUCUCUAUAAAUCCCUUUCUUCUCAUUUCGUAUCAAGUCAAAACUUCAAUUUUGCCGAUUUUAAAAAACCUGCGCGCUCUUUUUCCUCUGUCUCUCGUUGUUCGAUCGAUUCGAUUGCCAUUUCCGGUGAACUCUCCGAUCGCUCAAUCAGAUGGAUACAUCAAACCCUUCAGUUUUUGUCAAUGCUGAGCUUUUACGACUGUAUGUUGGAAGAAGAGUUCGGGCCGUGAUUCAGGUACUGUCUGAAGGCAACGGAGUCAUAUUCGGUAAAUCAACAGAUGACAACCAGAUUACUGUCAAAGGUUCCCCACCCUUUCCUCUUUCGAAGUUUGUUGAGGUGAUUGGAAUUGCUGAUACUGACAAGUCCAUACGAGCUGAUGUGUGGACCAAUUUUGGUGAUUCAUUUGAUACAUCUACCUUCAAUCAACUAUGUCAGCUUGCUAAUGGAGAGUUCAAACACUUGUUUAUCUGAUUUUCAAGCCAGUCAUUCUUUAGCAAGAAAGCUCAUGCUCUAACUUCCCCUCUCGUGGCACACUAAGUCGCCAAUAUUUUCUUCAUGUUCUUCAGAAGCGUCCGAGAUUUACCGUUCAUUUGGUAUUGAACUUUUCAGGUAAGGAAUAUAUAGAAAUUGAAUAUGCAAUGUAUGUUUGUAUUAGAAUAUAUGUUUGUAUUAGAAUAUACUAGAAUGAACAUUGCUUCAAAAUAUUCAUCACAGAUCUAUUUUAAUCAGUUUUGUUGUAGUCUUUUUAGGUUGUUAUGAAGUAUAAACCUCUGUGAAUGCAAAUAAACUGCAAACCGAAUUUCAAAAUGCUA